Molecule: messenger RNA, 2537 nt
Organism: Amoebophrya sp. A25
Lineage: Eukaryota; Dinophyceae; Syndiniales; Amoebophryaceae
Source: the annotation of a GenBank genome assembly
AUGCCGCCUUGCCCGGCGAACCUCCUGCCUUGGGAGGAGAGUCUGCGGAACAUCCCAGACGCACAGGCAGACGCAUCGCUGACGAUCAUCGAGAAAUUGAUCAAAAACAUCGUUUCUGACCCGACUAACGAUAAGUUCAAGCGGAUAAAGCUCAGUAAUCCGAAAAUUCAUAGCUGCAUCACCAGUGUGGAUCCGGCUUUGGAGGCGCUUCUGCUCAUGGGAUGGGAGCUGCUGGAUGAAGGUGCUACUUGCAUUGUUUGACUAGUUGAAAGCAUUGUUUUAUAUUACGGACAUGGCAAAUGCAAAAGCCAUCAAAAGAUCAAGGUCUUGUUGUAUCAAAUAAUUUACAAGGAUCAUGUUGACUAUUCUAAGUUCCUUUUUACGAAAGUCUAUCCACCAUCAUGUGAAAUCUUCAGAUACUUUGUUCCUACCGGACGACUUGAUGAUGAAUGUGAGCGAUUUCCCGGGCAGAAUCAUGGCUGCAAAGGCUUAUUUUGCAAAGAAAGGAGCUCCUAGAGCAGCUGCGGGCACAUCACCUGUACAUCAAGGAGGAACUGCAGGACCAAGUGCGCCUUCAGCCUCCACGCCAACGACGACGUCUUGUGGCACGAAAUCCAGCGUCGCUUCAAAAAGCGCAUUCCAAUUUCAGAAUAGGUCAGCGAAAGAAGCGGCAGAGAAAAAUGGUAAUAUUUGUUUGUGAAUGUGACGUUGACUGAGUGCUGUUGGGAUACGUGGAGAAUUACUUGCUAGAACAAGAUUCAUCUGAGAAUACAGAGUUAGACUUAGAUCAUCAAAAACAUUUGAUAGAAAAACUUUAUUCGACACGCAGUUGCGAACUCGUUAGCCGAUCUGCGCAGGCAGAAGGCCGCAGAGUAUACAAACAAGGCCCAGGAGCAGGCGGACGCUAACUCGUUCGGGAACUACUUCAAUUUUGGAGGAUCAACAUCGAGUUCAUCACCUACUCCACAGAGUGCGACAGUAAGCAAUGCGAAUCCAGCGUAUCAGCAAAACAUGCCUAUGGGCGGUGGUUCGUCGUCCUCUUCGCGCGCUAGUACAGGGAGGUACCGAGGAAGCAAUGUGGAACUACGGGAGAUGAGCGAGCCAUUGCUCUCACCCGAUCGGAGUGGAGGAGGGGACCCAACUGUGGGAGCAGAUCCGCACGUCAGGCCCUCGCAUAACUUCCAGAAGCAAGUGGAGCGAGAGGCAACAGAGAAGGCAGCAGCGCAAGACGACUUGCGGUCAUUGCAAAAAGCAAAGUAUAAGCAGUACAAAAACGACCCGGCCCUGCAACAAAGGGCCCUGCAGAACCAGAAUCGUUUGCAGGGUAGUUCAAGCAGUAGUCAGCCAAGCAAUGACGACGGCGGGUCUUGGUGGAAUCCCUUUUCUGGUGGUGGCGGGUCCGGAGGCUCGGGCGGAGGUCCGCCACCCAGUGGCGGCGCAAACCGACCGAGGAUGAAAACAGUAAAGGACCUGCCUAAACCGGUUCGACGAGGCUGAGGCUAAAGUCUGUCGUUCCGUAUGAUUGUAGGUAAGCGUAAGUGCUAGAAGCUUGUCUUCUUGCACUGUGCGCUUGACUUCCUACAGUUGUAUUGAAGAGCGAUGGACGUAAAACGACCAUAGUAGAGUUGAAUUAGAUAUUGGAUUCAUUUCUUGCUUCGGAUUUUUGAUUUCCCUGGUAGUUCUACACCACAGGCAAAUAUCCGAAGUGCUGAUGCAAAACUUCAAAAUCAAGUUUCAACCAAAACUUCUUUGAGAACAUAGUUUGUAGUCGUACUUUUACAGGAUGAACAAUUUAGAGCUGCUAUCAUGAUUUCCCAGAACCUAAAUCUAAAAUCGUACAUUUACAAGGAUCAUAAUAUUCCUUAAAGACUCGUCGUCCGUCUAUUUGGCAAUAUCCUCUCGUAAGCCAACAUAUCCAUCUCAUUCGAACACCUCUGUAAUUAGACACGUUUACGUUUAUGUUGCUAUCUGGCGCUGUCGCUGUGCCUUCAGGCUUCCCGCGGGGUGAUUGAAUGGAACUAUUGCGGGAAAUUGUAGACCAAAUUGUCGACCCAGGUAACAAAAAAAAAGGCGCUCAAGGUGGCAGCGUGAAUGAAUGAAUGAAUGAAUGAAUUUAUUGUGAUUUGUCCGCACUAGGGUUCUUGUCGUCCACAAGAUGUUUUCGUUGAGGAUCGAUUAGGCCUGCAGCUGUGUUAAGACAAUGAUUUUCAUCUUCAUCUUAUUGUAUGUUGGCUAACAGAGUUAAAGCGAAAGAAAGCGCUCUGUUCAAGGUUUGGUCGUGGGAUAUCAAGGAUAUAUGGCGCUCAUCCAUUGCUUGGCGUGGGACAGGGAUUGCCUCUCAAGACGAUACCUAAUUGUAAUUCAUUUUUACCUGCUCGCCCAACUCCGACGACUUUCUCUCAUGUACCUGUGAAUGGGAAGAAUGACCAAGUUUUGACGUUGAUUGCCCCCGCCCCAUUAGAUAAAGGAUGCUGCUGCCUUAUCUUUAAAUCCUAUCUGGUGCACAUUAAGAAAGAAUCCAGAGUAUGAAAGAUCAC